AUUCAUUUCAGGUGUACAACAUAGCGAUGUCUAUACAACCUACAAAGUGAUCACCAAUAAAUCUUGUACCCAAGAAGCCAUUUUUAAGUGUGCUAAAAGCGCUUGGCCAGCAUGACUGAGUGAGCUCUGUGCUGCCUAUCGAUCUGCUCCCCAGUUCUGAAUUCUUUCUGGAAGCUCGGGCAGGGAAGAUGAUCCAGUCAGACGAAGGAGCAGGUUCACCAGACAAGAAGGACAUGAAGCCUUCCACGACAUCCAACCCAGAGAACGGUCUCUCCCAAAUCCUGAGGCUUGUGCUGCAAGAGCUGAAUCUGUUCUACAGCCGAGAUGUGAAUGGAGUGUGUCUCCUGUACGAUCUCCUCCACUCCCCGUGGCUUCGGGCUCUGCUGAAGGUGUAUGACUGCCUCCAGGAAUUUAAAGAAAGGAAACUUGUUCCUGCCACACCUCACGCACAGACAUUAUCCUAUGAGGUAGUAGAGAUAUUGCAUGCAAGCCCUAGUUCCCCUGAGAUCCGAGAGCUGAGACAGAUCCUCCAGGCUCCACACUUUAAGGCCUUGCUCAGUGCCCAUGACACUGUGGCUCAGAAAGAUUUCGAACCCCCUCUCCCCCCACUGCCUGACAAUAUCCCUGAGAGUGAAGAAGCAAUGAGGAUUGUUUGUUUGGUGAAAAACCAACAGCCCCUGGGAGCGACCAUCAAGCGCCAUGAGAUGACAGGGGACAUCUUGGUGGCCAGAGUCAUUCAUGGCGGGCUGGCUGAGAGGAGUGGGUUGUUAUAUGCUGGAGACAAAUUAGUGGAAGUGAACGGAGUUUCAGUUGAGGGAUUGGACCCCGAGCAAGUGAUCCAUAUUCUGGCUAUGUCUCGCGGCACAAUCAUGUUUAAGGUGGUUCCAGUUUCUGACCCUCCUGUUAAUAACCAGAAGAUGGUGUACGUUCGUGCCAUGACCGAGUACUGGCCCCAGGAGGAUCCUACCAUCCCAUGCGUGGAUGCCGGGUUACCCUUCCAGAAGGGGGACAUCCUCCAGAUUGUGGACCAGAAUGAUGCCCUCUGGUGGCAGGCCCGGAAAAUCUCAGACCUUGGUACCUGUGCUGGUCUAAUCCCUUCUAACCACCUUAUGAAGAGGAAGCAACGUGAGUUCUGGUGGUCUCAACCGUACCAGCCUCACACCCACCUCAAAUCAACCACCUUGAUUUCCAUGGAAGAAGAAGAUGACAUGAAGAUUGAUGAGAAAUGUGUGGAAGCAGAUGAAGAAACAUUUGAAUCUGAGGAACUUUCAGAAGACAAGGGAGAAUUUGUAGGCUGUGAUCAGAAGUUCUUUAUUGCUGGCUUCCGCCGCAGCAUGCGCCUUUGUCGCAGGAAAUCUCACCUCAGCCAGGUGCGCGCCGGUGCGUGGUGCGCCGACAGCUGCUGCAGUGCGGUGGGCACCCCUUAUGAGGAGGUGAUGAGGUACCAGCGACGCCCUUCAGACAAGCACCGCCUCAUAGUGCUCGUGGGACCUUCUGGUGUUGGAGUAAAUGAACUGAGAAGACAACUUAUUGAACUCAAUCCUAACCAUUUUCAAAGUGCUGUGCCACAUACUACUCGUUCCAAAAAGAGUUAUGAAAUGGAUGGACGUGAAUAUCAUUAUGUGUCAAAGGAAACAUUUGAAAGCCUCAUGUAUAGCCACAGGAUGCUCGAGUAUGGUGAGUACAAAGGCCACCUGUAUGGCACCAGUGUGGAUGCUGUUCAAGCAGUCCUUGAUGAAGGGAAGAUCUGUGUCAUGGACUUAGAGCCUCAGGGUAUUCAAGUGGCUCGAACCCAUGAACUGAAGCCCUAUGUCAUAUUUAUAAAACCAUCUAACAUGAGUUGUAUGAAGGAAUCGAGGAAAAAUGCCAAGAUCAUUACAGACUACUUUGUGGACAUGAAAUUCAAGGAUGAAGAUCUACAGGAGAUGGAAGAUUUAGCCCAAAAAAUGGAGACUCAGUUUGGCCAGUUUUUUGAUCAUGUGAUUGUGAAUGACAAGCUGCAAGAAGCAUGUGCCCAGUUGUUGUCUGCAGUUCAGAAGGCUCAGACGGAGCCUCAGUGGGUACCAGCGACAUGGGUUUCCUAUGAUCCUGAGUCUUAGGGAGGCAUUCUGCUUAAUGCUGGAGUUUUAACAAUGUUCACCCGUUAGAAAGCUCUGGGCUAACAGCUGCAAUCUAAUAUAGCAAUAUUUGCCCUAUUAUAAUGUGUGCAACUUUAAAAGUACUUUAGUUUAUUAAUUUUGAAAAAAAAUCCAUUGUAUGGUUAUGUUUAUCUAUUCGGCUUUUGGGAAAAAAAAGUUUUCCUUUACCUCAUAUGCAGCAAUUGAUAGGAAUAUGAACAGUGUUAAGUCACUGAGUAUGAGAACCCUUCAUAGAUUUCAUGUGGUCUUUGUACAAUUUAGAUAAAAAGAGCUUCCCUAAAUAAAAUAAGUAGUAUUUAA
This is a messenger RNA of Pteropus alecto (black flying fox), 2438 nucleotides long. RefSeq names its product membrane palmitoylated protein 4 (gene MPP4). Bases 189 to 2099 code for a protein of 636 amino acids. The transcript is spliced from 22 exons. Gene Ontology annotation, cellular component: plasma membrane; adherens junction. The record is from RefSeq and is a predicted model, not a curated record. Lineage: Eukaryota; Metazoa; Chordata; Mammalia; Chiroptera; Pteropodidae. Gene Ontology annotation, molecular function: protein binding.